This is a messenger RNA of Prorocentrum cordatum, 289 nucleotides long. The record is from the annotation of a GenBank genome assembly. Lineage: Eukaryota; Dinophyceae; Prorocentrales; Prorocentraceae.
GUCGCUGGUUCCCGCUCAGGGAGUGCCCAGGCCCCACCGGCCUCCGAUGCAUAUGCGGCUCGCUGGCUUUCUCAUCCGUGCCCAUCGGCGCGACCUGCUUCGUGAAGCACCCGGUGCGGAAGGCUCGGAAGCCAGAGGAGCAGCCUGGCGUCGGGCGUCAGCGCCCGCUGCUGCAGACGGUGGCGCAAUUCGGGCCCCUGCGGGAGAUGGCUGCCCUGAUGCUGAGGCCGCCGCUGCGGUGCGAGACGUAGAUCGCAAGUGCAUAGGCGAGCGCAUCGCGGAGCUGGAG